Fopius arisanus is the source of this 1657-nucleotide messenger RNA. RefSeq names its product excitatory amino acid transporter 3. Lineage: Eukaryota; Metazoa; Arthropoda; Insecta; Hymenoptera; Braconidae. Bases 139 to 1527 code for a protein of 462 amino acids. Gene Ontology annotation, cellular component: plasma membrane. The transcript is spliced from 7 exons. Gene Ontology annotation, biological process: L-glutamate transmembrane transport. The record is from RefSeq and is a predicted model, not a curated record. Gene Ontology annotation, molecular function: L-glutamate transmembrane transporter activity; glutamate:sodium symporter activity; neutral L-amino acid transmembrane transporter activity.
GCAGAUAUUCCUCUGAUGUUUCAGUGAAACUAAAAGUCUUGCUUUCGUUAUCAGAAGAUCAUCAACUCAAUUACUUAAUUGAAUUGUUUAAUGAACAUUUAAUUGAAACGUCUGGACAUUUUGAUUUCAAUAAAAAUCAUGAAAGUGUCAGAGAAACAUUCGACAAUUUUCACGCUAAUCGGAGUCAUUUGUGGAUUCAUUAUUGGAAUAAUUCUCAAGUCUUUCACCAGUCAGCCCUGGGCAGAUCGCAAUAUCAUGUACUUCCAGUUCCCGGGGGAAUUGUUCCUGCGAAGUGUCAAUUGUCUCAUUAUACCGCUGAUUGUCUCCAGCAUUGUCAGUGCCACUUGUCGUGUCAGUGAUUCUGGAAGUAUUGGAAUCAAGGCCGCGAUGUAUUACUUCACUACCACAACGCUAGGAAUUACUCUGUCUGUGCUACUUGCUGUUACUAUUCAACCCGGCAGGUUCCACAAAAUCCAAAACGAAGGUUUUCAGUUUUCCCAGGAAUUCGUCACCACUGAUACUUUUUUAGAUCUUAUAAGAAACCUCGUGACGGAUAAUUUAGUGAAGUCCUGCAUGUACCAAUAUCAAACAGUCCUGAUAAAUCGAGAGAAUGUGACUGAUGAUUCCCAGGAAGGCGACAUUUACUCUUGGGUAAUUUCGCAUAAGGAUAACCCGGGGACAAACGUCCUAGGACUCGUCGGCUUUAGUUUACUACUGGGGGUUGCUAUUGGUAGGACAAAAGACCAGGGAAAACCCCUCUUAGAUUUUUUCCGCACUCUCUCAGACGUCAGCAUGAUGGUGAUGGACUCCAUAAUAAUGGUGGUUCCGAUAGGUGUUCUAUUCCUGAUACCAGCGAAAAUUCUGCAGACGGAGGACAUCGGGGGGAUGAUGUCCAGAUUGGGAGUCUACAUUGCUACAGUAUUCCUAGGUCUUCUAAUCCAUGGACUGAUCGUUCUCCCUACAGUUUAUUUCAUCUGCACGAGGAAGUCUCCUUUUACAAUUCUCUCGAAAAUCGGACCCGCAAUUAUCACAGCUAUAGGAACAUCGUCCAGUACAGCGACAGUUCCGGUUACUCUAAAAUGCUUGGACGGUCUCAACAUAAAUCGAAAAGUCUCGCGUUUUAUGGUCCCAAUUGGAGCGACAAUCAAUAUGGAUGGAAUCGCAUUGUAUGAGACAAUCGGUGCACUGUUCAUCAUUCAAUUAAGAGGACUAGAAUUCUCUCUGCCCGGAGUUAUUGCGAUAGCGAUAACAUGCACUGUCUCCUGCAUCGGAGCUGCUGGACUCCCAAAUGGUGGAUACGUCAUGUUAAUUGUUGUCCUGCAAUCAAUAGGAAUCCCCGCAGAGGAUGUGACGCUAAUAAUAACAAUUGACUGUUUUGUUGAUAGAAUUCGAACAACUGUGAACAUUAUAGCAGACGCUCUAGGAUCGUCCUUGGUCUCUCAUUUUACCGAACCUGAAGAAGUCGAUUCAGAACAUGAAGCUGAGGAGUUUCUCCGAGAUUUUCCCCUAGAAAACUCAAAAUUAUGAUGAAGUAAAUACUAAUUAACAAAGAUAUUAUUCCAUAUUAAUUGCCAUUCGAUGGAUUUAAUAUCAACGAAAAGGAAAAAUGCCUCCGUUUGUAAAAAAUCAAAGAGGAAUACAUGAAAAGAUGAAUGAA